Messenger RNA from Formica exsecta, 6102 nucleotides. RefSeq lists its product as uncharacterized. The transcript has 2 exons. The record is from RefSeq and is a predicted model, not a curated record. Lineage: Eukaryota; Metazoa; Arthropoda; Insecta; Hymenoptera; Formicidae. Bases 1425 to 3881 code for a protein of 818 amino acids.
CGCCACUCGACGCCUGCACCGAACGGGAGGUAGCUCUGCGAGCACACGGCUUUUUCAAAAUUUCACCCUCGCCAAGAAGAGUUUCGAGGACGAAUUUUAAAGACAACUCUCGGUGAUCGCAAAUUUGCUGCAUCCAGAUUUUUUUUUUUUUUUUUUUUUUAAUCUCGUUUCUCGAAUCAUUUUCCUCCUUUCUUCGUAAAUUGAGAACGAUUAUCGAGGAACGAUGAAACGUCGCGGGAUCGUUCUGGAUCCGGUGUAAGCGUCUAAAGAAGGGUGGUAUCGGCGAUAUCGAUCGGGAGAUCGAUCGAUCGGAUCGCGCAAAACCGGGCCGAGCGGAAGUGCCUCUUCCGGUCGGCGCGAAUUUCGGCGGAGCAAUCGCGCCCGAUAUCGCUCUCGUGACGGGAAGAUCAAAAGGGGGGCGCUCUGCGACAUUUGUUGGAUUGCCGGCAUGGUGUUUCGCGCGUUGUAAAAUUGCACGCGCGACCGAAAGCGGCGCGGUUCGUGAAAGUGCGCUCGGCGGUGGCGUCGGACAGGUGCGAGGAUAGUGACAGAGGAGACAUAAAGACAGUAGGAAGAAAGAAAGAAGAGCGAGCGAGCGAGCAAUUUUAUUGUUCCUAAAAGAUCGAUCGAGAAUGUUGAUACGAUCCAAGUGGUAAAGGGAAAAGAACGCGAGAUAUGUCAUUUGUAGUGUAAUAUUUAAUUAAACAUUUAAAAACAAAUAAGAAUUGAAAAAAAAACGAAUAGACGCAUCGUAAUAAUUAAUUGUCGAAAUAUAACGGACAAAUAUAUAAAGUAGUUACGUUUAACGUGCGACGGAGAGAAAGUGACAUUUAUCCGAUCGUUUUGGAAGAGACCGAGAGGAAGGGAGAAAGCAGACGACGAGUGGGCCCGAAACAGGUCUCCGCGACACGUGACACGGACAAAAAUUGGCCGGCUGCAGGAAAAGAUCGGUGCGAUCGGGAAAGGAAGGGCGUGCGCGAGUGUGACACAUUCGGGUUCGCUUCUCUUCGCUCUUCGUUUCCUUUUUUUUUUUCUCGGUUAUUCCGUGAGAAAGUGCCCGACGUUCGCAGCAGAAAGAGGAGCACGCGGAUUACUCUAGGCACAGGGAGAAGAGAAAUUUCGCGAACGUGACGGGUGUGAAAAGAAGAGGAAGGAGGAGAAGGGAAAGGACCGCGUAAACACGUGCAUGCGUGAGGAGACGCGAUAAAUUGAUAUUGCUUUAUCGGAUAUCACACAACAAGAACGCGAGAGAGAGAGAGAGAGAGAGGGACAACGGAUCCGCGCUUCCCGGACGAAUACAAACGUGACUGAUCCGAUGCUUCCAAAGAAGGACAGGUGACAAGCAAAAGAUCCACACACAGACAAGCAUCUCUGAGAAUAUCCGAAACACUCUCUGAAGAAGCUUUGUCAGGAACACAAAAAAGAUGUUGAGCCAACGACGAAGGCAUUCUCGAUGGAGAAUGUCCCUCAUCUUCGUGGCGUUUCUCGGACUGACCUGCAACGGCGAAUUGGCACCCGCCAAUGUACCUGAAUCAUCGUCGUCGGCGCCCACCGCCAAAAGAAAACCACAGGACAUUGGCUCUCUGAGCGACUUCUCCUGGCAAGCGUGGCUCCUAGUGGACGCGCAGAAUAACUUUCAACAUGGCAUGGACUCCGCCACUCUUCUGCGAAGGAUAACACCCAAAAGCGUGUUCAUCGCGCCGGCGUUGCCCGCCUGCGCUGAGGGUUAUCGCGCGGAUACCAUGGGCAGGUGCGUGAAAAGUGUUAACAUUGACGAAAACGCGCACAUCAGCUUCCUUUUGCAGCGGCUCAACGCCAUGUACGGUAGUCCACAAACCUCCGGAAAUAAGAACGAUCAAAGGAAGUCAAGUGGUCCAUUACAACUUAAUAUCCCUCUGAUACCUUCUAACCCUAAGCCUUCGUCGACGAAAAUCGAGCUCGAGGAAACAUUCUCGAUGAAGAAUCCGGUCGUGGUGCCGUCUCGUAAUAAAACUCAACCGGAUGAUGAAGAUAAGGCGAGGCCGCAUGAGGUCGCAAUAGCGAGCAAAUACGAGAUGAAGAAUGACACGAUGCUAGAACUGGAGGAGACGACGGUUCUUGCUGAGAAUUCCAGUAUUGACGAUGUUAGCAAAAUUCAUCAGAAGGCUGAUGCAGUGGUUCCGAUAGCCGAUUUCAUCGAAGAGGCGAACAACACUAGUUUCUCAGAGGUUGUGGAUUACAAGAUCCCGAUAGAUCUGAAAACUUCAUUGAACAUUUCGAGCGUGACGAGACUCAAUGCGAGCGAAGUUACGAGAAAUGUUCCGAUGGCGGAAAAACCGAUAAACUUCACCGAACUGUCGCCCACACUGAUCUUGCUGAUUCCGUCUACAAAGUUGCCAAGCAUAGCGGAUGAUCUGCCAAUAAUGCAAAACGAAACACAACCACGUGAAACGAAAGACAGCCAUGUGACUGUGCAGAUGUCUAACGUCACCUCGAACGAGACCGCGAAGGAGGUCAUCAUUGUCAAUGUGCCGGAAUCCACGCUUCCGUCUGCGAACAAGUCGGCGGAAGUUCCGUUAAUUGCAAUGGACGAGCAGCGGGAUAACGAGACGGCAUCGGAAAGUUCCAAAUUGAACGAGUCUCACGAAACGGAGUUCGUUUAUGACGAGGAGGAGGAGGAUUCGGAAUACUCGUACAGCACGGAUGUACCGGACGAGGAGGAUUCGGUGGAGCUGGAGAACGAGGAGAUCCUGAGACACGGAGAAGCCGGCAUGACGAUUCCUACACGAAAUAUCGAGCGACUGCAUCGCGAUCAGCAGCAACAGAAUCAAACUACGGAUCAGAAGAAGACACUUGAGGUACGCGAUCAGAUCAUGAUUCGCUUUAACGAUUCCAUGCCUACGGAGGACAAGGACGAGGCGGGCAGCAACGUCUCCAGUGAAGUCAGUAUCAAUGGCGACCUCAUUUUGGAGACUACUCUCUUAGACGUAAACACUGAGAAGGUGCAACUUAGUACCAAAUCGCCGGAUGUAAUUCGAAAGAUUAUAAAGAGCAGCGAUGACGAUUCCAAAGAACCAUCCGACAAAAGUCCUAACACCGAACCGGAAGUUGUAUUUUCUCAAGAAGCUCAUGGCACAACGUUUACCAGCUUGCACGGACGCAAACGAACCGAGCAAUUGACGAAACUCGAUGAUAAGAAGAACGAGGAACUGAUCGCUGCGCCUUCUUCGUCAGAGUCGUUUCUGUACAAUUUUCCCGAGGAAGAUCCAAUAACGGAGAUCCGCAUGAUGGAUAAAGAACAAUCAAUCAUCAAAGAGAGUGCGCUGCAAGAAAAUUCGAAAGAUUUUCAGCUAAAUGUCCCCGCGAAUUUCAAACAGACGACGAUGAAUCUUGGCUCGGCCGAGGACUAUGUGAGGUUUCCUGAUUACGUGAAGCAGCCGCAGCAGGACAGUUACGUGAGGUUCCCGUCCAACGAGGCCAACAGCAUACAUAGCCUGGGCUAUAAGCAGCAUUCGCAUCAUCCCAUAGAUGACAUUGGUCCUCACGACAGCACCAGCACUAAGAGCAGCGUCCCCGUUCGCCAGAAACCGGUCUAUUAUUUGCCGAGCUGGAAGCCGGAGCGACUGCAAACUGAUCACGUCCCGACGAGCGAGAGACAGAAGCAGAGACCGGAUUUGUUGCACUUCUGGAGCAAGAUGCCGCUGGUCAGGGACCCUGACAUCUACCCCGUCGAUCAGGUUCCGAAUGAUGAAGCGGCCGACGACACUCAGAAGCUACCCCGCGACCGAUUCCUCCGGGCGUCGCGAUCGCGGAAGAUGAGUCCCUCUACGCCGGAAAUCCUAUCACUCGAGAACGUCAAUAGAGUGCCCGCACAGAAGCGAAGAACGUCGAUUGGCGGCUAAUUAUCCGUACGUUAUUUUCCUUGAAAGAAAUGUCCAGUAAACUGUUUGGAACUGUGCCAAAUGAUUUGCGAGAAGUAUUCCAAGAUCGCACGAAGUCGCGACAUUUAGAUCGCUGUAGUACGAAAACUUCGAAAAAACACGAUUGACGAGAAAAAUCGUCGAUGGAAAAUAUUUUAUUCCGUAAUAAUUUUAUAGAUCGAUACUGCGUAAAUCGUGUCUAGUAUUUCGUGUUGCGAGUGCCGGAUGCUGCGAAUUGUCUGGAAAGUUUGACGAUCUCAGAAGGAGUGAUCUAGGUUUCUUCCAGCUCACAUGUGGAAAGAAAGCAGUAGAAUUCAACUCGUUAAUAGCGGAGAAGAUUUAGUAAAAACGUACUAAACGAAUGUUAUGAGUCAUAUUGAAUUAUUAUUAAGCUCGAAUGUGGAAAAAUCUUUUCCAUCUUUUUCCAUAGAAAUCAAUAGUUGUAUCGCAACAGUCGCUUCCAACAUAUGAAGAAUGCAUUUUGGUAAUAGCUGCGCAACCGAUAACGAAAUUUAAUAGAGAAAGUAAUAAGAAAAUAACGUGUUAGCGUAAGGCAUAAGAUAUUUAUACAUAAUCCUGAUGACAGAAUUUUCGCUAUACUAAUGAACUUUUUACGGAAACUGAACUACAUCGUCCAUUUAGACAAAGGCAUUUUAGUGCAUCGGGUAUUCUUUGCGAACUCGUUGCAUUUAGCGAUAGUGAGAUAUUGAAUUACAUGAGAAAAAUGCCGCUGCUAUGUCGAAUAACAAAAUCGAAUUGUUGGAACUUUAUAUCGAAUCUUACGAAUCUGACGAAGCUAAUAUUUACGAAACAAGCCAGCCAAACGUAGAUAAGGUCCUAUUAAAAUGCGCUACAAUAGACUAUAUAUAGAAGAGACACGCACUGGUUGAGAUUAUUUUUAAAUUUGUUUACAAGUGACUUUUUAUAUAUAUACAUAUUUUAUCAAUAAUAGAAAUUCAUAACAAUCCACAUUUUCAUUGUAUAUUUGAAUUUGUGUGUGAUAUUUUGGAUCCCUAUAUUUUUUAUUUUUAACUACUAAUAUAGCUAUUUUAAUGAUAUUACAUAUAUAACAAUUGAUUUUUAAUAAAAUUUUAUUUGCGUUGAUGUCACAUUAUUAACUGUUAUUAUUCAUCUGGAAAUUCUAUUACUUUAAUAUGAAGAAUACACUAACUAAAAACAUAUAAUGACAUUUAAUACUAAAUAUGCGACACAAAAGUAUAAAAUAAUAAAUUUGUAGUGCGAAAUAUAUUGCUAAUAAAUAUCAUGCGUUGAAAGAAGUCAUUAAUUCAUGCAAAGUUUCAUGUAAAAUGAUGCUGAAUUUUUAUUCUCUGUAUAGCGGAUGGAUCGUUAUUGGGCUUGUCAGAGUGCUAACACUACUUUCGAGAUAACGAUAUAUAAGCGGCGUUUAACGAGUUCACGAGCGAUAUGUCGAGCUAAUCUACUAAUGGAGGCGUUAUCGAAGCAGACUGAUCUUUAGGGUUAUUAUUGUAGAGUAGAAAAAAAUCAAGAUUUCCGGUCGUACGAAAUCUUGAGAAUCGCGAAUAGUAACGGAAUAAUGUCAUACGCAGCAAUCAAUUUGAUGCACAUCGUUGUAAGAUUUUUCGGAGAAAGAGAUGUAAGAUCGCUUCUCGAUUUUGACAGAUUUUAAGCGAGUCGAUUUUAUAAUUCGCAUAAUGAGUGAGCGUGUUUUUCGACGUCUUAGAUUAUUUUAUGUCGCAAAUCGAUUAUGAAUUACACCUACAUUGUAGCCGACAACGUAGUAUAAGUUUUUUCGGUGUGACUUAAACAAUCGUUCUUUCACGUCGACAGCUUGAAAAGCUAUUUCGCUGGAAACAGCCGCCGAAAACAUCCCGAGUUGACAAGUUUUGAUCAUCUUUGUCAUAUAUUUGCUUUGUCUUUCGAAUUUACAUGCGCAAGAUGAUUGCGCUUCGACGGGAACGUUAUCGACAUCCCGCUAUAAUAAACGCUUCCAGCAACGGUAUACAAUAAGUAAAAACGCGUAAUAAAACUUUUAUUUAUCUAAAUAGUAUUAUACGGUAAUAAUACUAGAGAGAAGAGAAAAAGGAAGAGAGAGACAGAGAGAAAGAAAAAGAGAGAAAGUAUUGAUAUGCAACGUAAUUAUUUAGGUCAAUGGCUGAACCAUUCAGACAAAAAUGUAAUUACAAACUUAAAAAAUUUAAUUUCUUAGUGUUACUUACAAAUU